UUCUCUUGCAGAAUGGGCCAUCAUCGCAGCAGUGGCAAAGCCGAAUAAUCGUCUUUAACUGUUUCAUUCUCUACAGAGUCUGUUCGCGCGACGGUAAAUCGCGGGGAAGUGAGUGGCGUCCACGUGCUGCGCAACCAGAUAUGUUUUCGUCCGAGCUAGGCGCCCAAUACUUGCUGUUGUCUCUUGUGGCGAGAGAGGGUUUAUAGGACUUGCUUGACAUGGUUCUCCCUCACGAUCUUUGCUCUCACGUCCAAAAUGCAUUCCGAGCAAGGCACGCUCGUAUCUCCGUCCCUCAUACCGUUCAAAACCUCGCUAUUCUAUCCAUCCUAUUUCGGGCAGGAUUCCUUUCCUCAGUGACUCGAGGAACUCCUGAUCAACCCUCGCCUAUUGAAUUCCAUGCUGCUGCCGAGAACCAGAAACGAAUAUGGGCAGACCUCAAGUACCGCGAUGACAGGCCGGUAUUGACUGGCAUGUCACUCAUCAGCAAGCCCAGUAAACCAAUGUAUAUGUCUGCUUCUGAAAUUCGGCGGAUAUGUUCGGGACGGCGAGCACAAAAUAUCAAGCCUUUGGGCAUGGGCGAGAUUGCAGUAGUGAAGACGAAGGAUAGAGAGCACGAGUGGGUGGAAGCUAGGGAGGCAGUCCAACUUUCCUUGGAUGGCGAGGUCAUUUGCCGUGCACGGUAGUGCUGGUACGGGGCUGUCGUUGACGUAUUCAUGUAUUCUAUUCCACCGUCAUAAUUGCUGCAGAGCAUACACAAACAGUUCUUCAGAUCUUAUCUAUUCAACGCCAGCUGUCAGUCACAUCAAGAUCGACGUGCAUGAAGGACCAGGUUACACUGUGCCGGUUCAUGAAGAAAUGCGAUCAUUGACUAUUGGUACACAAACUGAAUGAUAGCUUACAACAGCAGAGGGAGACAGAAUAUUCAAAAUACAAACCAUAUCAUUACAUCCAAUCCUACGUGCGCCUCAACCAACCUGCCUACUCCGCCUGCUCUGCUUUGUGGUACCAGACCUUUCCAACGUCGAUUUUAAUCCGCGAAUGGUUUGCACAAUCUCAUCUACAUAUCGCACAUUAAUAUCGUAUCAAUUGUGGGCAGACAGGUCGAGAAAUGACUUACUGGCAAUUUUUGGACUUUCUGCCUCGAACUCGUAGCGUUUAUUGCGUUCAGACUCGCGAUGGACGACAAGCUUGAAAGUAGCGCUGUUCUUGCUUGAUUGCUGAACAGCAACAAUACUCUUGAUAUCAUACGAAACCGUCUUUCCGCUGUCGAAAACGUUCUUCGCCUUGUUACUCUGCGGCAUAAUCUAUGGCGGUAUUAG
Messenger RNA from Somion occarium, 1319 nucleotides. Lineage: Eukaryota; Fungi; Basidiomycota; Agaricomycetes; Polyporales; Cerrenaceae. The record is from the annotation of a GenBank genome assembly.